This is a messenger RNA of Aspergillus oryzae RIB40, 981 nucleotides long. RefSeq lists its product as uncharacterized. Lineage: Eukaryota; Fungi; Ascomycota; Eurotiomycetes; Eurotiales; Aspergillaceae. Gene Ontology annotation, molecular function: catalytic activity. The transcript has a single exon. The coding region runs from base 1 to 981 and encodes 326 amino acids. The record is from RefSeq and is a predicted model, not a curated record.
AUGGCCUUUUCUCACGAGACAACCCCAGGUACAGAUGUGUACGGCCCUGGGACUUUUAUCGAUAAGCAUGUUCUCCCCGUCCCCGAGGACACUCGCCGGGUUUUCGAAUAUCUAGCCUCGAAGACGCCUGGAUUCACCCAAAACAAAGAAGUAUGGGAUACCGUCCAUUUCGAGGGAGAGCCGGACCCCAUGAUUCCUGGUCCUAUCAAAUCACCUGUUGUUGCCGCGGCUCUGCAUGCCAUGUGCGGUGUGGUAGGGAACGAGUUGGUGGAGCUUCGCGAUAGCAGACCAGCGGCGGAGGGCAGUGUCACCGUCAACACGGAUCAGGCAGCAAUAUGGCUUGGCUCGGUGGCGACUACGCAUAUCAAUGGGUCUGAUAUCCCAGCUAUAGCGAUAUCCGGCAAGUUGAACACCCUCUUUGACCGUGAUUUUGAACAAGGCUUUGGCAAAGGUCUUGCAAGUAGAGCAACGGCGAUCUACCAAACCAAGGAUCCAAACGUGUGGUAUCAGCUUCAUGGCUCGCUCGAUGCUAAUCGAGUUCUCAAAACGAUGGGAAUCGACACAAAUGUUGCCUUUAAUACACCGAGCGAGUAUUACGACUACAUCCAGAAACAUGUCCGUCAGUGGAGUCCGGAUGAGCUUGAGAUGCACAACGUACGUCAUGGUCUUUGUGGAAGCAUAUGCUAUAAGCCGGAAUCAUGGCGAAGCACGGAAAUGGGAAAGCAGCUUGCCAAGCAUCCGUAUGUGAACUAUACCCACGAAGCCUAUGCAGCUCCUACACCCCAGCAGCCUUUGCCCAAGGUUCCUGGCGACCGGAGACCAUUGGCGGGGAUCAAGGUCCUGGAGAUGGUACGCAUUAUCGCGGGCCCAACCAUCGGUGUGACUCUUGCCGCUUUUGGUGCAGAUGUUAUUCGAGUCAACUGUAGUAAAUUGCCCGAUCUCAAUGUAAGCUGCCUUACUUCCUUGAUCGAACAGACCUGA